Messenger RNA from Cebus imitator (Panamanian white-faced capuchin), 2025 nucleotides. It is a transcript of the gene GPC3, whose product is annotated as glypican 3. The coding region runs from base 442 to 2025 and encodes 527 amino acids. Gene Ontology annotation, cellular component: cell surface; extracellular region; plasma membrane. Gene Ontology annotation, biological process: regulation of protein localization to membrane; positive regulation of canonical Wnt signaling pathway; cell migration. NCBI's taxonomy places the organism in Eukaryota, Metazoa, Chordata, Mammalia, Primates, Cebidae. The transcript has 8 exons. The record is from RefSeq and is a predicted model, not a curated record.
CCUGUGUGGAGCAGCGAGCGGACAGCUGGGCUCCGCUGCCGGGAGCCAUCGCGCGCGCUCCGCAACCUCCUCCAGCAGUGCCCCCGCCCGGUCCCCACGCUGCGGUGCCCCAGUGGCCCCUGCCGCGCUCCACGCCGCGCCCCCCGCACUCCGCAGGCUAUCAGCAGCAGGACCGCCACCGCCCCCUGGCAGCGCGGCUCGCCUCGCCCCGCCCCGUUCCUCCUCGCCCCGCCCCACCCCAGUCAGCCCCGCCCUGCCCCGCGCCGCCAAGCGGUUCCCGCCCUCGCCCAGUGCCCAGGUAGCUGCGAGGAAACUUUUGCAGCGGCUGGGUAGCAGCACGUCUCUUGCUCCUCAGGGCCACUGCCGGGCUUGCCGAGUCCUGGGACUGCUCUCGCUCCGGCUGCCACUCUCCCGAGCUCUCCUAGCUCCCUGCGAAGCAGGAUGGCGGGGACCGUGCGCACCGCGUGCUUGGUGGUAGCGAUGCUGCUCAGCUUAGACUACCCGGGACAGGCGCAGCCCCCGCCGCCGCCGCCGGACGCCACCUGUCACCAAGUCCGCUCGUUCUUCCAGAGACUGCAGCCUGGACUCAAGUGGGUGCCCGAAACUCCCGUGCCAGGAUCAGAUUUGCAAGUAUGUCUCCCUAAGGGCCCAACAUGCUGCUCAAGAAAGAUGGAAGAAAAAUACCAACUAACAGCACGAUUGAACAUGGAACAGCUGCUUCAGUCUGCGAGUAUGGAGCUCAAGUUCUUAAUUAUUCAGAAUGCUGCAGUUUUCCAAGAGGCCUUUGAAAUUGUUGUCCGCCAUGCCAAGAAUUACACCAAUGCCAUGUUCAAGAACAACUACCCAAGCCUGACUCCACAAGCUUUUGAGUUUGUGGGUGAAUUUUUCACAGAUGUCUCUCUCUACAUUUUGGGUUCUGACAUCAAUGUGGAUGACAUGGUCAAUGAAUUGUUUGACAGCCUAUUUCCAGUCAUCUAUACCCAGCUAAUGAACCCAGGCCUGCCUGAUUCGGCCUUGGACAUAAAUGAGUGCCUCCGAGGAGCAAGACGUGACCUGAAAGUAUUUGGGAAUUUCCCCAAGCUUAUUAUGACCCAGGUUUCCAAGUCACUGCAAGUCACUAGGAUCUUCCUUCAGGCUCUAAAUCUUGGAAUUGAAGUGAUCAACACAACCGAUCACCUGAAGUUCAGUAAGGACUGUGGCCGAAUGCUCACCAGAAUGUGGUACUGCUCUUACUGCCAGGGACUGAUGAUGGUUAAACCUUGUGGUGGUUACUGCAAUGUGGUCAUGCAAGGCUGUAUGGCAGGUGUGGUGGAGAUUGACAAGUACUGGAGAGAAUACAUUCUGUCUCUUGAAGAACUUGUGAAUGGCAUGUACAGAAUCUAUGACAUGGAAAACAUACUGCUUGGUCUCUUUUCAACAAUCCACGAUUCCAUCCAAUAUGUCCAGAAGAAUGCAGGAAAGCUGACUACCACUAUUGGCAAGUUAUGUGCCCAUUCUCAACAACGCCAAUAUAGAUCUGCUUAUUAUCCUGAAGAUCUGUUUAUUGACAAGAAAGUAUUAAAAGUUGCUCAUGUAGAACAUGAGGAAACCUUAUCCAGCCGAAGAAGGGAACUAAUUCAGAAGUUGAAAUCUUUCAUCAGCUUCUAUAGUGCUUUACCUGGCUAUAUCUGCAGCCAUAGCCCUGUGGCGGAAAACGACACCCUUUGCUGGAAUGGACAAGAACUCGUGGAGAGAUACAGCCAAAAGGCGGCAAGGAAUGGAAUGAAAAAUCAGUUCAACCUCCAUGAGCUGAAAAUGAAGGGCCCUGAGCCAGUUGUCAGCCAAAUUAUUGACAAACUGAAGCACAUUAACCAGCUCCUGAGAACCAUGUCUGUGCCCAAAGGUAGAGUUCUGGAUAAAAAUCUGGAUGAGGAAGGGUUUGAAAGUGGAGACUGCGGUGACGAUGAAGAUGAGUGCAUUGGAGGCUCUGGUGAUGGAAUGAUGAAAGUGAAGAAUCAGCUCCGCUUCCUUGCAGAACUGACCUAA